AUGGCCCCGGCAGCAGCGGGGCUGGGCCUGUACCCUUUUGCCAGGCCCACCAGACAAAGCCCGGCCCUGAACACUAGCUGUGGACUGCCUGGGGGACCUGGACCAGGGCUGCUGGGAGAGCAGCAGAGGCUGCUGGGCAAGAAAAAGUUAAAAAGAAAGAAAGCUAAAGCAGCCAUUAAGAUCCAGGCCUGGUGGCGUGGCACCCUGGUGCGCAGGACACUGCUACACGCAGCCCUCAGAGCCUGGAUCAUCCAGUGCUGGUGGCGGUUGACACUCAGGAGGGUCCUGGAGAAGAAACGCAGGAAAGCACUGAUUGACUACUCACAGAGAGAGCGAGCGGUGGUCAAGCUCCAGUCCCUGAUUCGGAUGUGGCGCAUCUACUGGCGGUACUGCCAAGUCCUCAGUGCGAUCUACAUCAUCCAGGCCCACUGGAAAUACCACAACUGCCAGUCUUGCUCCUUCUUGCGGGGUCACUGUGUGAUCACUACCACUCACCUGCAGUUCCAUAUUGAGAUCAUUGACCACUGAGGACUGGCUAGAAA
This is a messenger RNA of Phodopus roborovskii (desert hamster), 542 nucleotides long. Its product is annotated as IQ domain-containing protein F2-like. NCBI's taxonomy places the organism in Eukaryota, Metazoa, Chordata, Mammalia, Rodentia, Cricetidae. The transcript is spliced from 2 exons. The record is from RefSeq and is a predicted model, not a curated record. Gene Ontology annotation, molecular function: calmodulin binding. The coding region runs from base 1 to 528 and encodes 175 amino acids.